Molecule: messenger RNA, 1513 nt
Organism: Mercenaria mercenaria
Lineage: Eukaryota; Metazoa; Mollusca; Bivalvia; Venerida; Veneridae
Exons: 6
Coding region: 50-1402 (450 amino acids)
Source: RefSeq, a predicted model, not a curated record
GUUCAAAUUCAGAAUAUUUCAAAACAACACAGGAUAGAUAACAGUGCACAUGAUGUUAUGUAUAUGCCUUUUGGUGAUACUGACGUCGACUGGUCCUGGACGGGCAGCUGAGACAGAAUGUAAAGUUUCUACAUACGGCAAAGAAUUUAUCUUUGGAUUCGUUGAUUUGCCUUCCUAUAAUUCGCACGCCCAAGCUACGGACCCGAAAAUUGAUGUACAGCUCAUUACUCAACAUUCUGCCAACGUCUACAUCUCUCUUCCUAGCACGAAUUCUGCCAACAAAACACCAACCACAGUUACAACAAAGUAUUACGUUUAUAAAUCCAAAAUAGUUCCAUUUAAUUCUUCAUUUAUUAAUAAAAACCAAGAUACAUCGUCUGGCGGAGUUAUCAAGAUAACAUCUGAUGCCCCAGUUACAGUUAUAAAAGUUUACACGGAGGAUAAUGAUCACAUCGUCUGUCCUGUUCUGCCUUCGAGUGCCGUUUCUACGUCUUACGUUAUACCUUCGUAUGGUGUUAACGCGAACUCCUAUAGCAAAGCUCAACUAUUCGUCGCUGCACUCAACGAUUCAACAACUGUGACGUUUGAAGGUUUUGAGACAGGUUCUAUGAUUCAAACACUGAACCAGAACGAGAUUUACACGUAUCAGAGUCGUGCAGACCUGAGCGGAACAAUCGUCACGAGUAACAACCCGGUGGCUAUAAUCUCCUCAGUUACGGUUGGGACGUCUAGUUUUUACAACAAAUUAAAAGAAGGCUUGAUAAUUGAGGCCCCACCAGUUGACAGACACGCUCGGCAUUUCAUCAUUCCUGUUUUACGUGCUAACACAGAAAAGAUAAUUCGUAUCUACGCACCUUUCCAACACGCUAACGUAGAGAUCCAUUCAACGUCAGAUACCACGAAAUACGUUACCGUAUAUCAAAAGAUUUUCUAUGAGAUCGUGCCAACUUCGGCAACUGUGCUAGAAAUACUGUCUGAUAGUCCUGUUGUAAUUGUUCGGAUUGACGUAGAUUCACCUCAUGGAGCGUUUUCUAUGACAAACAUCCCAGCAGUGUCCCAGUUCUUAAACUCCUACCCCGUAGAUAUAAGCUACACCUCAUCCCGUAAGACCGACUUUACGGUUAUUAUCCAGUACAAUAAGGCAUCGGGACUCCUCGUAAAUGACAAGCCAAUCAUCCAUAACCCUGACCAGACAGCAAUAGGUACUCCCCUUGGCAACUUCACAUUUCUGACUAUACGGCCAUCCUCUUUACCUGCAACAAUAUCACACAUUGCAUCUGAACCAUUUGGACUCUUCUACACCAGUUCGAACUACUUCUACUCAGCGGGAAUGCAAUUUACAAACUCAGAUUGCUCAUCGGUGUCUCCUUCCAUAGAUCCGUCGACUGGUUUCAUCGGUUAGAAAUGAAAUGGGCACAGUAUGGGGCUAAACUGGAUUUAACCCGAUACCAGAUACUUCUAAAAGAAACAAAAAAUUGCAAUGUUGUUUUAUAAAAUUAAAUAUGUGCCAUUA